AAAAGAUUUUCUUUCAUUUGUUAUUCAAAGUUACUAAUUAAAUAGAGAAAAUUUCCCCUUUCCCUUUCAUUUGCCUCAAAAUAAAUAAACAUAUAAUUCAUUUUCUAAUAAAAAUGUCCAGCGAAGGAUAGCCUUUCAUUUCUUAUCCUGGCUUUUACAUUCUAGCCUUUUUAAGAACGGUUGCGGCAAAGCGUGAUACACUCGCCCACCACUCACCAAAAACUCACAGUAAGACGAGAACUGAGAUGAGGAGACGGUGCCUUGGGAUGUUGAGUUUAGCAGUCAUUGUGAUUCUCCUCAUCGGAGAAGUUCCUGAGGCGGCUUCUACUGACGGAGCCAGCAUCAAUGUCACCGCCAGCAUUGCGGAAUUCAUAGGGGAUGAAGAGUUCUUGAUGGGAUCUGAAGUGAAUGCAAGGCUUCUGCAGGAUGGCAAACAGAUUUCGUUUACUUAUCCUUCAUUAAAGAAACCUGCACUUUGUGAUGGAACAAAAUAUGCAUCAGAUCCUAAAUGCUUAGGACAGAUCAACGUGGACAAUCGGGGUUGCAAAUUAAGAGAACAAUGCCGUCAAGGGGGAUGAUCUUCGCUCUAGUGGGGAUGGGUAUAUCGAAGCAAGCAGACAUGCUUGAAGCUGUCAAACAUGGAAUCAAGCCCCAAGAUCUUUAUUAAAUAAGAAGGCGCAUGUAGAUGUAAUUAAGAAUGUUAGUUAAUUGCUUCUGCUUCUAUAGAUGUGUUUAAUUUCUGUGUUUUGCCUUUUCUACCUCUGCCUUAGAAAGGAUAUGGACGCCAUGAAACUGGGUAAUGUCCAUUUUUAAGCUCUACAUGUAAAAGUCAUCUAUCAAUGCGCUAAUUAUUUGUGUGUUUUUAAUCCGUGAAUAAGGGUUUAUUAUUAUG
Rubroshorea leprosula is the source of this 892-nucleotide messenger RNA. The record is from the annotation of a GenBank genome assembly. Lineage: Eukaryota; Viridiplantae; Streptophyta; Magnoliopsida; Malvales; Dipterocarpaceae.